GAAUUCUUGAAUUCUUAAACUGACUAAGUUAUUAUUUAUAUGUUUGGCCAUAUAAUAUAUCAAUAAUUGUAAUACAUUAGCUAAAACCGUAAAUAAUUCUCAACCCAAACUAUCUGUAAAAUACAUAGAAAUGGCUGGUCAAGAUCAGAAUAACGGCAACCAAAAUGGUGUUUUAGACAACAAUGAAAUAGAACCGACGCAACAGAGUGAUGUUGAGGAGGAAACUGCCGUCGAAGAAUACAUCAUGUUGGAUUCUAAAUUGGAUGAGUUAAACACAGCAUUAGAUUAUUUGGAAAAAAAGAAUGACGACAUACAUGAAAGAUUGAAGGAGCUAUUGCAAUCCAAUAUUGAUGUCAGGCAAGAAUUACGAAAUGAAAGCGCAGAAUCAACUCCCAAUAAGUAAUUUAAAUGAGAAUAAUAUUCCAACAGUAUUUGCAUGAUAAAUAAAUUAUAUUACAGAAUUAAAUAAAAUGUUAAUAACCAAUGUAUCUCUAACCAAGUGCAUCUAAUUUAUUUAUCAGUGUAUUUUAGUGCAUAUGUUAUUUAAAUAAAAGUUUUAUUGAUGUUA
Messenger RNA from Helicoverpa armigera (cotton bollworm), 568 nucleotides. RefSeq names its product bublin coiled-coil protein. Lineage: Eukaryota; Metazoa; Arthropoda; Insecta; Lepidoptera; Noctuidae. The record is from RefSeq and is a predicted model, not a curated record. The coding region runs from base 131 to 403 and encodes 90 amino acids. The transcript is spliced from 2 exons.